AUGGCUCGUCGUCCGUCUGCUGGUUCAAUCUCGCUGGUAACCUCAAUUGAACCUCGUCAGAAUGGCUUGUCUCCUGCGACAUCUAAACGCCACCCUCCCCUGCCUUUGGAUACCUCCAGACGACCCUCAGUUCGCUCGGCAUCCACGUUCCAGAAGCUAGAUACAUCGGCCAAUGUGGGCGACCUUGACCCUGACGACCUGUUUGCGAAGCACAGCGUCGCGGAGGUUAGGAUGAUACAGCAACGCCUCAGGGCGGACGCGGACGCGAAGCAGGAGGAACUUCGGCUCAUGGUUGGGGAACGGUAUCGCGACCUUCUGGAGGCCUCCACGUCUAUCCUCGGCCUAGCCAAGUCCUCAAAGCACGUUCUGGAGGCUCUCGAGGAGAUGCGUGAGACUGUGAACGCCAUUACCCCUGUUCGCGCACCGAAGCGGGCAGCUACAGGAGAAGACAAGCACUUGCAAGCGCUGCAGUCGUUGUCUGCCCAUGUCAAGUUGCUUCUGGAUGCUCCAGAACACCUUUGGCGACUGAUGGAGAAACGGUCGUAUUUGAAUGCGGCAUGGCUCUUCCUUCUGGCACGCGUGGUCUAUCGUGCUCUUUCUCAAGAGGACGACGAUCAAAGCUGGCAUUCCUAUGGUAUCGAUGUCAUGGAGCAAAUGCCGCUGGUGCAGCGGCAGUGGGACACAAUCACCCCCUUCCGCUCUCAAAUAUCGCACAGGGCUACACUGUCGCUCCGAGAAGCCAGCAAUACGCCUGGGGAGGUCUGUGCUACCUUGCUUACGCUACAUCUCCUCGAAUCGCGACCGCUGCCAGAGACGCUUACAAUAUACCUCGCCCAACGCACGAAGACGUUGUCGGGUCUCCUCACACGCAACGCGUCGACCUCCGCCAACGGCUCUGCGACGGAUGCGAAACCCAACGGCAGGGUAUCCAACCGACCCCGCAAAGUCGUUCUACGAGAAACAAAGCAGAAGGCAGAGGCUUUGCUGGACGCCAUCUCACGCACCGUCUCCACGGCACGAACUGUGUUUGCGGAUUAUGGUUCCACGAGCCCGUCCCUGAUGAAGCAGGCGUUGCAGUUCUUCCAGGCCCCCUCGGACAACCCUGAAUCGCUCCCCCCGGAGCUGCAGCUUACGACGCAAAUUAUCUUGACAACGCUGCCGUCCUCUAGCCACCUCUUGUUACUCCCUCAGAGCAUCCGUACCUAUAAGCCAUACAUCGACAGUGCCACUGCGUUGACCCCAGCGCUGCAGCCACAGUUGAGGGACAAGCUGGAGGGCUGGUUCAAGAAGAUGAUCAAGGACGCUCGAGAGGCCCUCGCAGACUGGUUCGCCUCCCUAGAGACUAUCGGGGAAGUCUGGGAUGUCCGCGGCUCCCUUCUCACUUGGCUAAGCGGGACUCAGGGCUUGGAGUCGCCUGAGCGCCAGGAGCUGAAGUCUAUCAUUGAUCUCGCAUCUCAAAACCAGGCAACGUCCGUCUGGAAGAGCGCACUGGGGCUGUUGGAGGUGUCAUUCCGCGACGCGGUGACCUCCGCGAUGAGGGCAUUGGAACAGGAGGCGGCGGACCACAAAUUUGAUACCCAGCCUGUCGAGCACUUGUUCUUGGCGCCAUCUAUCCCGCUAUUACAGACAGCUGCGCAAAGUUCCGCUGCGGCGGCUCAAUUCUCAAAAUACAAGUCAGCGUUGCGACAACAGCUCACGGGUCGCACUCCCUUGUUGGAGUCCACGCUGGUGACCCUGGAGCGGCACGCUUCUGACAUACAGAAGGAUGUGGCCGUGAUGACAAGGCCAUCUGAACCGAGCAGUGAGCAGGUUGUGCACAUGUUGUCCGCCUAUCGUACAGACGCAGAAGCUCUUUGCGAGAGGAUUUGCGACGUCUUGGAAGGCACCAACGAGAAGGAUUUGUCGAGAAACUCCGUGUUCAUUGCCAGGAUCUGUCAAGAACUGAUUUCCUCUUCUGAUUUCUUCACACGGGUAGGGUGCAGUCCGACCACGACUGACGUGCUCCGAGAUCGCGUGCACACUCUAUACGUCACUUUGACGGAGACAUGGCAGGAGCGUACCGUCGCGCGAAUCGUACAGGUCAACUUCUCGGAACAACCUCUCGGUCACAAUAUCCGACAUUCAUCGGAUGACUCCACUGCGCCCAGUCGGCCAUCUCAUGCCCUCGCGCAGGCACUGCUCUCACUAUCCCUCGAAAUGCAGCAACUUGGCGUUUGCCUAGAGGGAGAUCGUCGAAGACUCCAGGUCGCAUCCGCGCUCCGUCGAUUCGUUGUCGCCUACCUUGCUCGACUGGAACGCAAUGCACCGGAAUCAAUUGACAUUCAGACUUUGUGGGAUCUCGCAUUCCUGCAAAAGCUAACUCAACUAUGGGGAAAGGAUACUUCGGACACCUCCGAUCGGCUUGCAGCCAGUAUCACAGCUAGGCGAGACGCGUGGACUGGUGCGAAGGUACCGCCACAACCUGAUUUAGCCGCAUCGGCGCUGGGAUACUUGUCCAGGACGCAAAUACUUUUCGCGGGGUUGCUCCCCUUCGAAACUCGCCGCAAUCCCGGGAAGGCCGAGCCAAUGGUGAACGCAGAGAAACCGUCAAACCUCCUGGUUUACGGCACACCAGCAGUGGACACGAAGUUUGAGCCCGCUCUCGAGUUGGUCAAGCCACCUCCAAGGUUCGGACUGCUCCUAGUAGGCGGCGCGGCGGUUCGCUGA
Messenger RNA from Dichomitus squalens LYAD-421 SS1, 2706 nucleotides. RefSeq lists its product as uncharacterized. Gene Ontology annotation, biological process: intra-Golgi vesicle-mediated transport. The transcript has 12 exons. Gene Ontology annotation, cellular component: Golgi apparatus; COG complex. Lineage: Eukaryota; Fungi; Basidiomycota; Agaricomycetes; Polyporales; Polyporaceae. The record is from RefSeq and is a predicted model, not a curated record. The coding region runs from base 1 to 2706 and encodes 901 amino acids.